AUGAGGAGGUCUGAGGAGGACCCACUUGAAGGUCCCUCUGGGGGGAUGAGGAGGUCUGAGGAGCCUGGACCCAGCAUCGCUGUGUGCACAGAGGAGGUCUGUGGAAGCUCCUCUGAGGAGUCGGAGUCAGCGGAAGACCUCGAUAAGCCCCAACCUCAGCCCAAGAAGAGGAAGAAGAAGAUGCGUACUGGCGGUAAAAUCAGGGCCUCACGUACCCCCCAGAGGCCGAGUGGAGCAGCUGGAGGCCCCAGCACGAGGAGUAGGACAAGAGCGGAGAGAGUCCAGCAGGAAGACUUCGACCCCAGCGAUCACCCCGUGUUGACUCUCAAAGGCCCCGGUCCUGGGCAAUUUAGGAUUGAAUACCUAAAGAAGAAGAAGAUUGGAGCGGGUGGGUUCGGCGCUGUGUUUGCUGGAGUGAGGAGGUCAGACGGUCUGCUUGUUGCCAUCAAGACCGUUAAGAAAUCCGACAUUCUCCUCACCACAGUGGUGGGAAAGUCGGGCCGGCAGUACCAGCUCCCGACAGAGGUGGUGAUGUUGUUAAAGGCUGGAGGAGACAGCUCCUGUGCUGGUCAACACGCGGCUGUGUCUCUCAUAGAAUGGUUUGAGACGAAAGCCAGUAUCAUCAUCGUUAUGGAGAGGCCAGAGGAGUCCAUGGACCUGGGAGAAACGAUAAACCAGCUGGAUGUGGAAAUGUCAGAGGAUGUGGCCAAGGACAUGUUUCAAUCCAUAACCCAGUGUGUCCUGGAGAUUAUGGACAGAGGCGUGGUACACCGCGAUAUCAAAUGCGAAAACAUCCUGGUCCAGAAGUGUCCCCAGUCGCUUCAUCGUUUUCGGAUCGUGGACUUUGGCUGCGCCAGGGAGCUGGAGGUGCGGUACAACGGCUUCUUUCCAGGGACGGCAAAGUAUUUCCCUCCAGAGUUGUAUCUGCAAGGCUGGUACCACGCCCAGUCCAUAUGCGUGUGGCAGCUGGGGGCCGUGCUGUUUGAGCUCCUGAACGGAAAGAACACCUUCACCAUGACCAGAAGGACCGGGCAGUUCAGAGAAGGAUUAUCCAAAGAUUACCAUGACUUUCUGGACUCCUGCCUAAACUUCCAUUGGUUUGAGCGGCCGUCGCUGCAGAAUCUGCUGUCCCACCCCUGUCGAUGGGGUGGUGGAAUGGUGGCUGCUGUUGUGCUGGUCCAGACAAUGGCAACCUGUGGUAUGGAGAGUGAUUUGGGAGUGACCUGUGUCCGGCCUGAUCAACUGUGCACAUUUCAUGUCCUGGUCAUACCUUCCUCCUCCAGUUACUCUGGGGUGGAGCUCGGCUCCUAG
This is a messenger RNA of Knipowitschia caucasica, 1311 nucleotides long. The record is from the annotation of a GenBank genome assembly. NCBI's taxonomy places the organism in Eukaryota, Metazoa, Chordata, Actinopteri, Gobiiformes, Gobiidae.